This is a messenger RNA of Exaiptasia diaphana, 5598 nucleotides long. RefSeq names its product STE20-related kinase adapter protein alpha. The coding region runs from base 234 to 1469 and encodes 411 amino acids. Gene Ontology annotation, molecular function: protein serine/threonine kinase activator activity; protein kinase activity; ATP binding. Gene Ontology annotation, biological process: protein phosphorylation. Lineage: Eukaryota; Metazoa; Cnidaria; Anthozoa; Actiniaria; Aiptasiidae. The record is from RefSeq and is a predicted model, not a curated record. The transcript is spliced from 12 exons.
AACAAGUAGUUUUAGUAUUUUUUAAAUAACCUAUUUUUCAAUAACGUAUUUACUAUUUGAACAGCAGUACUCCCUACAUUUUAAUGAAUUUAAUAAUAUUCUGAGAAAUAUCGAUGAACCACAUUUAAAAGCAUCAAAACGAUGCAUUUGAAGGCAUGUAGGCGACAUGAGAGGGUUUAUCUUGCGUGGAUUUCUAACUAAAAGAGAUAGUCUUUGGUAUCCUGAAUGGAUAUAUGUCUCAUUUGUGUGUCUGUGUAGAGAAAGCUAGCAUAGCUGUUGCGCCUGCUGAGGAAGGAACACAAGGGGACCAGGAUCAGUCUGCCAUGUCAUCUGACCAGCUUACAAGUUCUUUACCAGUACUUAAUUGUCAACCUGAUCACCAUGACUACAGAAUCACAACGAGCAUAGGGCAAGGAUUUGAUGGAUUUGCUAAAAUCUAUGUUGCUCUUCAUAAGCCUUCUUCAACAUUUAUUGUUGUUAAAAAAACCAAUGUUGACUUUCAAAGCUCACACCAGCUACAGGAUUUGGAGCAUGAAGUGAAAAUAUUAAGGUCAUUACAUCAUCCUAACAUACUACCUUUAUAYAGCGCCUUUAUAUCUAGUCAAGAACUGUGGACUGUAUUCCCCUUAAUGUCGUAUGGGUCCUGUACAGAUGUUUUAAUGGGCAGUUUUCCAGACGGAAUGCCAGAAGUGCUUAUUUCAUGUAUAUUAAAAGAAUUGUUCCAAGGUUUGGAAUAUUUACAAAGAAUGUCAAUCAUCCACAGAGGAAUCAAAGGGGGGCAUGUUCUUAUUGGAACAGAUGGUAUGGUUUGUUUAUCAGGAUUUAGAAAUUCUGUAAAACUUGAUCCUCACACAAAUACAUCAGGUGUAGCAUUUGAUGUUCCACUGCAUGCAAUAGAUGUCUUACCAUGGAUGGCUCCAGAGAUAUUACAACAGGACCUACAAGGAUACCAUUACACAGCUGAUAUWUAUAGUGUUGGUAUUCUGGCAAUUGAACUGGCUCAUGGUACUGUACCAUAUACUGGACACCCUCCAACCAAGAUUCUCUUGGAAAAGUUACAAAACCCUUCACCACGUCUCGGAGAUGCUCCCCAAGAUAUGUCUGAUACUUCCACCAUAGGCACAGAUUCUACAACAACAACCACUACAACUACUACAACAAAUACAGCAUUAGAAGCAAAAGACCCUUCGUCCAGCAGAGCACCCAAAAAGUUUUCUUCCACAUUCCACCAAAUCGUUGACACUUGUGUUCAGAGAGACCCUCAUAGCAGGCCGUACGCAGGCACUUUGCUAGGUCAUUCGUUCUUUAAACAGGUUAAAAAGAGAACAAGAGACUUAAUUCCAGAGUAUUUAUCUGAUGUACCAUUACUAACACAUCGACAAGAUGAAAGGUCGYUAGAACAAGAUUUGGAAUCCAUUUCUGCUGCWAAUUCUUUGGCAUCGAUGACACUUGAUGAAUGGGUAUUUUAGACGAUUACUGCAUAUUCUGAAAAACAUAAUAACUGACCAUCAUGUAUCUUUUGCUGGAAGUCAAMGAGUGUGAACUAUACGUUAUUGUACCUACUACUUCUUUGCUGGUGAUAUGUUGAUAAGUAGUAACGUGGACGAAAAAGAAAAGCAAGACUCUGCCCAAGAAUGCAUCACAUGCAUUGACAAAGUAAGCUAUACUGGUGUAACCAAGUAGAUCUUAGCAAACAUUACUAUACUUUUGUCCCAACUAAGUUGGUACUUUUUCAUAAAAACAAACGGUAGUUUUCUAGGAAAGCUGAUAGAAUUCCUGGAAACUAUUGUCAUUCGCUGGACGUCUAUGAAUCUGGUAUCUUUUAGAAGAUUGAGAGGAAUUCAGAUAUAGACUGUUUGAGGUAAAUUUCCAGAUCUUGUUUUAUCUGUAUUGUCUGUCUAGCAGGCAACUCAUGGGGACUGGUGAGGAGAUAUCAAAGGAAGAUUCUUCUCCGAAACUGUAUACCAAAAACAGGAAUUUCACUUAGCAUGUGCGAUACCGCUGACUUCCGAGGACUCAAAACGGGAUAUUUAUCCUAAUCAAAAGCAAGUUUUAAAUGUAAUUUAUUUACUCAUUGAUGAAAUCAUUAUAUAAGGUACUCUUAUAGCCUUGCACUAGUUUCUAUGAUCCAUAAGGAUACUGUUGCAGCGAGCAGUUCUUUUCUUUUGAAAAAUGAUGUUUGUAUUACAUAUGGUUAACAUCACAUGAUCUCGAUUGCAAGACUGAACAGGCUACGCUACAGGAACUUCGUGAAGUGUUGCAUGUAGGUAGCAAUAAAUCUAGAGAGAAACAAACACGUUUCCUCAUAGCCACCAUGCUGGAUAAGGAUCGCAAAGCAUUGGUGAUAAUUUAUAUCAACAUGGCGGCGAUAGUUGCUCAGUCUCUUGUUGUUCGUGUGUUCACACAAGACUUGCAUAUGUCGCAUAUAUAUCUUCAAGUAAUAUUAUAUAGUAUGGUCAAUAACGGUACAAUAUCCAUAUAGGUGUGACCUAGUUUAGCACAUGUCCGGCAUGGUGGCACCACCCUAUUUAGAUGAAACAUAGUUAAUAAUAACUAUGGAUGAAAUGUGUCCAUGCAUGGGGGCAGUAAUAACCUUAAGGUUGACCAACGAGAAAUAUUGUCUAUAAAUGAUAAAUAGAGACUCAACGAACCAUAAGAAGCGAAUAAACACCGCGACWGUACGACGCCAACUAGAAACCUCGUAGACCUGCACCACUGGUCGACUCCAACAGGACCUUGUGUUGUUCAGUAUUGAAUCAACCUCCCUAAAAAACUACAGCUGUAGGUUCAUCGAUUAGAUUAUAAAUCAGAGUAAUUUGUAGCCCUAGUAAGUGCCAAACAGAUGCUCCUUCGACUUAUGAACUUGCCAGUUGCCGGCCGUGCCUGCGUCACAAGCCUGUGAUUAUCAAAUCUAUCUAUACGCACGGCAAUGGAGAGUAAGCUCUAGUUUUUGCUAUUAAAAAUCAUAUUUAAAAACUCAUAUUUACCGAACUAGACAUAUGCAUACAUGGUUCGCUUUUARAUUCGUUUUAUUUGAACUUCGGCUUGUGAACUUCCAAAGCUUGUCGCUCGCAAAUAUCUAARGAGAUGACGGGUUUAUAGAAUUUCAUAUGACAAACUUCUAAGGCGUUGAAUUUAGACUCUUAGUCAGCUACCCGCGUAGUUUGUACAAGGCAAAACAGUCACAAAUUCGUUGUUGUCAGUUUCAUUUGAUACCGUAACUCUUUCAUGUCGUUCAUAAAUAACUGUAUAUAUGCUGAACACCGCUUUCCUUGACAUCAAACUAAAUCUCAAUUUCAAAAUGGUGAUCGCGCGCGCGAGGUAAUAUUAUUCGAACUCAAUUUCUUCUAAUUCCUGUUUUAAGGAAGGUUAUAUGCGGAAAGCUAAAAUAAAACCAUUAUAAUGACACUUUAGUCUUUCUCUUUUCAAACAGCGUGACGUGGAGGUUUAUUUCAAAAGACUUCGCGUUGUUCGUUUAACACAAUUGUCUGAAAAAAAAAUACCUAAAAUCGUUUACGCCUUUUCCUUUGGAAUARAGGUAUCUGAUCUUGAAAAACGAUCCCUGUAAAGUGUUUAUAUCUAUUUCAUGAUAAACUUCUAAUUCCGUACGAAAUAGAAAAGAAAAGGCCAUGUUACUGGAUCGCUUGAAAAUGAAGCCUGAUCUAUAAUGAUUCCAAAGAAAGUUCAAUAGCUCAGCCAUUCAAGUCAUUUCCUUGAUGUAUAGACAUACCUUGUAGUUUGGAUAUAGGUUUACAUAACAAAUCAUGUUUAUUCGAAUCUCCUGAAAGUAAGACGUACCGCGAAACACAGCAUGGCUGGARCUCAACGCUGUGCUCCGUGGGAGAGUUUAAAACUGAGAAUAAUUUUAUGGAAUAACAAUCGUAAUAUCCACCAGCUGACACCACAGUCAACUCACGCAAAGAUCAUUGGGCCCUAGUCGAGUAUUGCCCAGUAUUGGYCAUUAUUUUAUCGUUUAAUUUUCCUUGCCAUGACUUGUUUUUAUCAGUAAACACGGCUUGACUGUAGUUUGUCUUUGAUUUAUUUACAUUUUGAUACCGAUGGGGACAACAUGUUAAAAUUUAGUUUUCAUUUCUUAAAUUUCUAUUUUUURUUUUGUUAGACCAUCUUCAUUUCAUUUUACUACCAUCGUUACAAUCAUUUUUUGUAAAGAUUUCAUUAGAUCACAAUCAAGACUAGAAUUUCAGCUCCCUAGUCACGUUUCCUUAAAUUAAACUAUAACCGGACAGCCAUUUMACAUUGCGUACGUUUCAACAGACUGUGUGUGGGGUGGCUACAGUCGAUKCCCCUACUAUUCACUACGGGAUUUUAUAUAAAUAUUUCCAACGCUCAAGAAUUAAGCUAUCGUCGUUUUGUUAUCAUCUCGAUUUCUCGACUAAUUGCAGACCACUCGCCCUUAUUGUAAAGAAAGAAUUGAUGAAAAGCGUAUCCGGCGCUUCCGCUUAUGAAAGUGAAAAGAAAAUGGAAGCGUCGUUUUUAAGACUUAUAAUCGGCUUUCCAUACAAACAGACAAACAACUCAAAGAAAGAUUACCAGUCUAGCAAAAUAAKAUGCUAAAACCUUGUGCGUCAGUUUAAAAGCGUUUAAUGAAAUAAAUCCCGACAAAAACGUUAUAUACCCGAAUUAAUAAGAAAAAUUACUCGUUAUUAAAAUGAAGAUUGUACAGAAGAUAAAUAUAUGAAAACAUUUCAACCAUGUACGUGUUUUGUUUCAAACAAUUUUKAUAUUUGAAUUGCCAUCCGAACGCAUUCUUAUUGUUGUGUGGCUGUACGUUUUUUCUCACAAACCUCCUCGGWAACGAUAAUUUGCUCUAAGGAGAAGGAAGAUUAGUAUCGCCUUUUAUUUCGAAUUUUACAGAAAUGUAAACAAAUAUGACUUGGUAGAUAUCGAGAAUAGUAUGACAAUCUUUUUAUCAAAGGACAAAGAAAAUGCUCGGUGGAUCUCUUUCCCUCGGGCAAUCACUCUACGAGGACAGGUUAAUAAUAAAUAUCCAGCAAAAAUGAAUAAAAUGGAAUAUAUUUUUGACAAUCUGGGUUAAUAGAAGAAAACAACAGGAAUAAAUUCUUAAAGUUUUAUUUCAGCAAAUAUUAAAGUAGUUCUAGGAAUGCUACAAUACUAUUGUAGAAAUACUUAAAUAAGAGAAAUAAAUAAAUCGAUACAAUAGAAGCAAUAAUUCUCAUUUGCCUCCCACACUUAACUAAAUUGCUAUAUUUAAACUAAAGGAUAGAAUUUCAUGAAGGAAAAACACGAAAACAACCUACUUCUAUUAAUUUUUAUAACCUUUCUCUUUUUCUCUUUUCUUUAUAAAAUUAUUUUAAAGCGCCUUUUCAAGAACUUCCUCAAAUGUGGCAUUUAUUUUUGAUUAAAAAAUACACAAGACGUAUGCAGAUGCACGAAUAAGAGCGAUUUUUUUCGUUUCUAAUGUUAUUGUCAAAGCAGGUUUUCCUCCUGAAUUUACUAGUCCAUUAGCACGGACUUAAUCGCAAAAAUACACAAAAAAUGGACGUAAUCAAUGAUGUAAGAACCAGUGUUUACAUAGMCGAAGGAUUUGUGAUUAUAAAUAUAAGAAGCGUGUAAAAU